This is a messenger RNA of Coniosporium apollinis CBS 100218, 2841 nucleotides long. RefSeq lists its product as uncharacterized. Gene Ontology annotation, molecular function: DNA-binding transcription factor activity, RNA polymerase II-specific; zinc ion binding; DNA binding. The transcript has 6 exons. Bases 1 to 2841 code for a protein of 946 amino acids. Lineage: Eukaryota; Fungi; Ascomycota; Dothideomycetes. The record is from RefSeq and is a predicted model, not a curated record. Gene Ontology annotation, biological process: DNA-templated transcription; regulation of DNA-templated transcription.
AUGGACUCCUCCCCUGUCAACCAGGGCAAUGGGCUCAACUUUCUCGCACCGCCGCCUCCAGCAGUGAACCAACCGCCCAUGAUAUUCGGGAGCUAUUCCGCAGACGGCUCGCCGGUGCCAGCAUCGCUGUCUGCGCCAAUCUUUACAGACGAUGGUGCAUCAAUGGGCAUGGAGGAUGGCACCGACCAGGGCGAUGCGAAGAGACGGAGGAUUGCCCGGGCAUGUGACAUGUGUAGGAAGAAGAAGAUAAAAUGCGACGGAAAGAUGCCGGCGUGUUCACAUUGCCUGAAUUACAAGACAGAGUGCAUUUUUACGCAGGUCGAGAAGAAGCGUCAACCUCCCAAGGGCGCAAAGUAUAUUGAGGGCUUGGAGAACAGGCUUGGCCGCAUGGAGUCCUUGCUAAGGCUCUCGGGGCUCCUUUCGGAAGGCGAUGCGCAAACCGACUUGGGGACCUUGGAGAAGAGACUUGCGGACAAGACUACAACUGGCAGCAAGACCGCGACACCUUCCAGGACAUCUGAGGUCUCAGGCCCAGCUCCAGAAGCGCGCUCUGAAAGCAUACCAUCGUAUCAAAAUACCCCGCAGCAGCCUAGAUUGGCCAGUCCGACAAGUGGUAUGGCCUCUCCAGAGCCGCCGCCGACAAACGGCUCUCAGCGAAAUGGCACUCAAGAGAAGCCCGAGCAAGAAGUUGACUCUCUAUCUGAUAUGAUGUGUUCUUUGGUGACGAACAACUGCGGCGAGACUCGAUACAUAGGCUCUUCAUCUGGUUUCUCCAUCUUCUCGCCGAAAGGCAUACAGUGGGUAAAUGAGAAGACCGGAGACACUGCCUUUCAAGACAUGAUACAGUGCGCCGCGGUAGACGACAAAUGGAUACACUGGAAGCCUGACGUAUUCCGUGACAUCUUUGCCAGACGUGUGUUCAAGCCUCUGCCACCAAAGAACGAGGCUCUGUCCCUGCUCAAAGACUAUUUCGAGAACUUUAAUUGCAUGUUCCCUCUGUUUCACGAACCUACCUUUAUGCAUCUUGUCGACAAGCACUACUCCAAUGAUCCUUACGAAGGUUCUGGCUGGUGGGCGAGCUUGAAUGUUGCUCUUGCAAUCGCCCACAGAUUGAGAGUCAUGAGCAACCUGGUACCCCAAGACGAAGACCAGAAGGCUUGGGGCUAUCUGAAGAAUGCUUUGGCUGUUCAGACAGAGCUCACGAUCCGAAACACAGAUCUACUCAGCGUGCAAGCUCUGCUAGGAAUGGCCUUGUUUUUGCAAGGAACUCCUAAUCCGCAGCCUUCCUUCUUCUUUGUCGCCGCCGCCAUCCGGUUGUCGCACAGUAUAGGAUUGCAUAAACGAGGAUCAGGCUUCAACCUCAACCCCAGCGAGAUUGAACAGAGGAAGAGAGUCUUCUGGAUAGCGUACAUGGUGGACAGAGACGCCUGCUUGCGAUCUGGACGGCCUCCUAUACAGGAUGACGAUGAUAUGAACGUUGAAUUGCCGAGCGAGGAUCCACCGGAUAAUGUCGGCAACAUUCCUCUUGGGGACGGCAAGGGCAAGGUCAAUCUCUUCCGACUAAUGUGCACAUUCUCCGUGAUCGAGAGCAAAGUAUACAAACAGCUAUACUCAGUAAAAGCAUCGAAGCAGUCAGACGGCGAACUGCUCAACACUAUCGGCGAGCUAGAUCGCGAGCUCGAAGAGUGGAAAGACGCCAUACCCAUAGACUUCCGGCCUGAGCACGAGAUCAAAGCAUCUCAUACGCCACUUAUCCUGCACGUGGUUGUCCUGCACUUCGCAUACUACAACUGUCUCACCACGAUACAUCGCAUGUCUGUGCAUCAUGGCUACUGGACUAGCCGGCUGUCCAACUAUGCGAUACAGGGAUUGAACGCCAGACCACUGAAUCCGAGGGUCUUCUCGUCGGCCGCGCUGUGCGUGCAGGCAGCGCGCGCCUCAAUUCAUCUUAUCAAGUACAUUCCACAAGGCGACUUCGCCUGCGUAUGGAUGAUCAUCUACUUCCCCGUCUCAGCCCUCGUAACCCUCUUCGCCAACAUCCUCCAAAACCCCCAAGACACCCGCGCCCGCUCCGAUCUGAAGCUCAUGAACCUAGUCGUGAGCUUCCUGUCCAUGCUCUGCUCGGACGAGGAAAACGGCAGCAAUGGCAGCAUACGGCGUAUGCUGAGCGUGUGCUCGGAAUUCGAGCGCAUCGCCAAGGUCGUUCUCGACAAGGCUGACAAGGAGUCAUCUUCGCGGCGGAAACGCAAGCAGCAGCAGGAGCAGGCCCAGUCGUUGAACGGAGGAUCGCAGGCUCCGUCGACUCAGCAGCAGCAGCAACAAGCUCGGGUGUGGCAACAGCCGACGGCGCCACAAACACCUGCACAGCAGACGGGUAACCUACCCAACCCGUUUACUCCCAACUUCGGCAGCGAUCUCAGCGAUCAACCCUUUCCCUUCACCCCCAACCCCCCCACAACCCUCCCCACCACCACAAACUGGCUUCCCGACUUCUCGCCGCCCCUAGGCGGCUCCUCCCUCCUCUCGCAAACGACCUCCUUCGCAGACAUGCAAUAUACCCAACCAACCACCAACGGGUCCGGCAUGAACGGCUCUGGUAUGAGUGGUUUCGGGGGCUUAGGCAGCGGGCUCGAUAUCGGGAACACAUUUCAGCAUCCGUUUGUGCCGCAGGAUCUGUGGCAGAUGCCUAUGACGCUGGAGUGGGAUUGGGCGGAUAUGACCGCGGGGGCGUUGGGAGGGUUUGAUGACGGGAUCAGUAUGAAUGGAAUUAAUGGGGGCCCGGGUUCUGGUGGGCAGGGAGACAAUGAGGGCGAUGCGGGCAGACAGCAGGAGCAGAGGUAG